AUGCCGGGCGCUUACCGCAGCUGGUGCCUCGCUGCCGCCACCGCUGUCGAGCGUGUGCACUCGUCUUCCGCUUACCACCAUCCAGCCACCAUCUGUUGCGCGCACCAGCAUGCUGCGAAUGCCGACGAUUACCUUGCCCGUGGGCUGCUCAUUCCUGCCGCGGAGGAGCAUUACAAGGCAGCGGAGGCGUUCCAGGCAUGCGUAGAUGCCUCUAACGACGACAAUACGAAACGUACCCUUCGAAUGCUCCACAAUGAACACAUGAAGCUGGGUAAGGACCUCCAGCGGCGGAUUGCGAAGCUGCGCGAGGAGAACAAGGACCCCGCGCUUCCCCAGAAGCCCACACGCACGGCAAGCUCGAAUGCAAAUGCAGGACCGUCUUCGAGCCCGAGUGCUGCAAUACCCCCUCCACAACCCGUGCCCUCUCCCCCUCCUCAUUCUCAAGGCAAUCGACUGUCCGAUUCACAACAAACGGUUGAUGAAUCGUUCAUGCUCCUAGGUCAAAGGAGCGAUCCCGGCGACGCAUUCCACCAAUUUUGGAAAGCUACCGAAGGCAUGCUCGACUACCUUUCCCGCCCCGUCGCAUUCGCCACCGCACCCCUUGCGCCGGAAGAACCGCCCCAGCCACCAUCUUCGCCUGGCCCGCGACGCGGAGCGAAGACGCGCGACGGGAGCUCGAGCAGCGACACCGAUUUCGAAGACCCCAUCUCGCGCAAGAUAUCGAAAGGGAUCAGUCUGGUCAAGGCUGCGCAUUCGAGGAUGCUGACGAAGUACGACUCGGUAUACGGUGCAGCUGGUGCCGGGAGUGCGAGUCCUGGUGGCUCAGAGGGAGAGGGCACAAGCAGGACAGGCUCGAGUGUUUUUCCGCCCCCACCACAGCCAAGCCAUGCGAUUGACCUGAAGGACGAUUGGGACGAUGAUAUCCGCGCUUUUGAAGACGACGAUAUGGCGGACUCGUUCUGCCUCAUCCCCUCCAAGGCGGACCCAAGUGCGCCGUCGCUAAAGGAUGAGAACGCUGCGCUGAAGGCAGAGCUCGAGAAGCAGCGGCAGCAGCUUGCGAACAUGGAGCAAGCACUCAAAGUGCGCCAGGAGCAGGACCUGCAAUUACGAGACAGCAUUAUGAUCGCGCGGAAGGAGGCGCACCGAGCGAUGAUUUCCUCCAAUGUCCUUCCACGAUCAGCCCAGCCGCCUCCAACCGUCGAUAUCGCAGCUCUCAACAUCAACGUCCCACCGCCUGUACCUGCCCCUGUUGCAGCGCUGAAUGCGGGACGAGACCGCGAUCCCCAGUUGGUGCGCCGCGUCCGCGAGCUCGAGGAAGAAGUACGCAAUCUUCGCUCCGAGAACGAGAAGCAGAAAGCGAUGAUUGUGCGUUUCCGGGAACGAUGGGAGAAGCUGAAGGAGUCGGCGAAGCGCAAGAAGGAAGCGAAAGCAGCGGCAGAGACGACGAACGUAGUGGGCGAGCGGAUCGAGGAGGACCCUGAAGCGGAGGCCGCAGCGGAGCAGGACGAUGCGCGGGCGACGAAGGGGGAGGGGUCGAGUGCCGUGGGAGCGUAGUCGUCCAAGUCAUGGAUAAUAUCUGGGUCCUAGGAGGGACCUGAGAGAAGAGCGUUGUGUCUUCUUGGCUUAUGUGUCCGAUCAUGUGUUGCUGUUUUGCUUUCUGGACUUGUAUCUGUAUGUAGUCAGCUGCUGUUCCGUAAUGUGUACAGUUUAUUGCCUCCG
This is a messenger RNA of Trametes versicolor FP-101664 SS1, 1719 nucleotides long. RefSeq lists its product as uncharacterized. Lineage: Eukaryota; Fungi; Basidiomycota; Agaricomycetes; Polyporales; Polyporaceae. The record is from RefSeq and is a predicted model, not a curated record. The transcript is spliced from 7 exons. The coding region runs from base 1 to 1554 and encodes 517 amino acids.